Molecule: messenger RNA, 4392 nt
Organism: Mugil cephalus (flathead mullet)
Lineage: Eukaryota; Metazoa; Chordata; Actinopteri; Mugiliformes; Mugilidae
Gene: hdac9b
Product: histone deacetylase 9b
Exons: 11
Coding region: 807-2672 (621 amino acids)
Biological process (GO): chromatin organization
Cellular component (GO): histone deacetylase complex
Molecular function (GO): histone deacetylase activity
Source: RefSeq, a predicted model, not a curated record
CUCUUCUCCGCACGUCAAGGCGGCAAUGGAUCAUCCCAUCCACCUGAGAGAACAAAAUGAAGACGCGAACAGAGCGAGUGAGGAAGACUGGUUUCCACAAAUCGGAAAAGGGGAAAGAGAAAGAGAGGAAUCAAGCCUCCAUCUGCAGAGAGGGAGUCAGGAGACAUGCCUUCUGGCAGGAGCUGAAGAAGACAGCUGUGUUUGGUGUGGUAUUUUUAAACGCAUCAAUGCUGCUCCAAUCCCUGCGCCUCGCCUGACCUAUUUUUAGCCAGGGCUGGCCAUUGUUCUAUUUCUGUCACCUGUGGGCCACGCAGUUGUUGAUUCACAUGCAAAUGAAGCCUGCUCCCUCCCUGGCUUGCAUUACUGCCUCUGCGAGGUGCUCAGUAGACAGCACGUUGCUUUCCUCGCCGCUCAGCUUUGCAUUUUUCUCAGUCUCUGCUCGGGCACACUGCUGAGGAAAGGAGGGGGAGUAAAAAAAAGGAAAAAAAAAGAAAGAAAAAAAAAAGGAGAGACAUAGGGACAGAGGCAGAUAAGAAAAGAAGCAGGACUUGCGGUCUUCUCCAAACACCGUGUUAGUGUUUGUGAACAGGCUGGAGCGAGGCGCCCGGGAGAGCGGCAGCCCUGCAGAGAGAGUGUGCGCGCAGUUUGUGUUAUUGCUCCACAGCGAGAGUAGUUUCUCGGGCGGAGGAGGCAGAGGAAGGGAGAGAGUUGCCUGUUGUCGUGGUCUCUCCCCUGAGUGGCUGAGGGGUGGCUCUUGGUGACAGGAAACGCAAGACUUGCGAUGAGACCUGAGCGCUGAGUGGAGUAUGCUGCAGACGAUUUACGAGGGCGAGUCAAGUUUCUCCACAACAGACGGGCGCGUUGGACACCAGCAGCUCCCCGACCAGAGCAAGAUGCACAACGUCAACAACUCAGUGGACAUUAAACCGGACGUGCCGUUGACCGUGGAGCCCCUGUCUCCGUUGGACCUGCGCACGGAUCUGAGGAUGCUGGGGCCAGGCUCGGACCCGGGACUGUGGGAGCGGCAGCUUCAGCAGGAGCUGCUCCUCAUUCAGAAACAGCAGCAGAUCCAGAAGCAGCUACUAAUCAGCGAGUUCCAGAAGCAGCACGAGAAGUUGACCCGUCAGCACCAGGCUCAGCUCCAGGAGCAUCUCAAGCUCCAGCAGGAGCUCCAGGCCAUGAAGCAGCAGCAGGAACUUGCGGAGCAGGAGCGUCGUUUGGAGCAGCAGCAGCAGAACCAGCAGGAGAAGGAGCAGGAGAGGCAUCGGCGAGAGCAGCACGUCUCCAGCCUGAGCCUCAGGGGCAAGGAGCGCUCCAGAGAGAGUCUCACAGGUGCGGUGGCCAGUACCGAGGUGAAGCAGAAACUCCAAGAGUUUCUGCUGAGCAAAUCAGCAAAGGACCCCGCCAGCAACGGAGUGAAUCAUUCUUUCAUUCACCAGCCAAAACUCUGGUACACGUCCUCUCACCACACGUCACUGGACCAAAGCUCUCCACCUCUGGGCGGCGCAUCCCCCACCUGCCAGUACACCCUGCCGUCACCCAUAGAGAGCAAGGACGACUUCCCCUUGAGGAAGACAGCCUCUGAGCCCAACUUGAAGGUACGAUCCAGGCUGAAGCAGAAGGUGGCGGAGAGGAGAAGCAGCCCGAUGCUAAAGAGAAGAGAUGGGAACAUCAUGACUCCUUACAAGAAGAGGGCUCUGGAGCUGAUGGACUCUACGCCCACAAACAGUGCCCCCGGCUCUGGCCCCAGCUCUCCCAUAGGGGCCUCCAGUGCCUUGGGGGCUGAAAAUGGACCCUCCUCUCUGCCUACCACCACAAAAACUGAGAGAUGGCCUUCCCAGCCCAGAUUAUUUCGUCCUGAGGGCUCCGUGUCCAUGCUGAGCCUAUACACGUCUCCCUCAUUACCCAACAUCUCCCUGGGGCUUUCAACUGCAUCCUCACCCAUCAGCGCUGCUAUGGGGAUGAAAGACAGAUCCACAGAAAUCAAGCACGGGCUACCUGGCCACCUGCUGGGACCCGUGCCCCUUCAGACGGGCCUGGAGUCGAAGGUGAGCCCCAGUCACCAGGCUCUCCUCCAGCACCUCCUCCAGAAGGAACAAAUGAGGCAGCAGAAGAUGCUCUCCUCUGGCCAAGGCCCCAUGUCGUCCCACCCUCAGUCUCCUCUGGCCAUGAAGGAUCGGCCGCCCAGCAGUCGGCCAAAACUACCAAAACACAGACCCUUGAACAGAACCCAGUCGGCGCCGCUGCCUCAGAACACGCUGGCCCAACUUGUCAUCCAGCAGCAACACCAGCACUUUCUGGAGAAACAGAAACAGUACCAGCAGCAGGUCCAUAUAAAUAAGCUGUUGUCCAAGUCCAUCGAGCAGUUACGUCAGCCCAGCGCACACCUGCAGGAAUCGGAGGAGGAGCAGGAGGAGCUGCACAGAGAGGAGAUGGAGAGCAUGCAGGAGGACAGGCUGCCCCCUGGAGGAGUCAUCCGGAAGCACACGCUCAGCAGCAGCAGCAGCGGCUCGAGCAGCGAGCUCCCGGACGCUCACUGCGGGGUCAUCAAGGUCAAGGAGGAGCCGGCCGACAGCGAGGACGAGGCUCUGACCCACCAGAGCUUAGAGGCGGAGCAGAGCGCGUAUCUCCACCAGGUCAAAGGGAGACUGGUGAUAAGAGCCGUGAUCUGAGGAGUGAGGAGGAUGAGAUCACACACUUGCAACAUUCGCAAAUAAACAAGUCUGUACAAACACGUGCAUUACAUCCCUGCAGUUUACACAUAUACAUACGCACACACACAGCAGCCAUAGCACAGUAGGCCAGCUCUCCCAGUCACAACAUACGACCCCGUGUCACUCAGCUGCAGCCUCACUCGCCCCACACUCUUAAGACUCUGUUUGUAAUCUUGGUGUAGUGAUCUCUGUAAAAUAUGUAUGUUUCACUCGUGUAAAUAUGAAGACGAUUUAAAUCAUUCUUUUUAAGAGCUGCUUUGGUCAUCUCCGGUCUGCUCGACUGACAUAAAGUUAUAUGUACAUAUACUGUGGAUUUAGCAGCCAAGGUGAUUUAUAGGGGGGAGGCUUGAGCAGGUGUACAGCUUUGAUGAGCCACCUUGUGUUCUCGUCGUGUUCAUUUAUUUCCAUAAAAUCUUUGAGCGCCACCUCGUCACUGAGAAUUAUCAGUAAGUCCUCACUGCGUCUUCAGGAAUUUUAGACACUAAAUCUGUGGUGAUGUCCCGCGUUAAACGGCCUCAGACCCGAAACGGCGAACGUCCGUCUAAGAGAGGACGUGCGCUUAAAUCCUAAGAGGGGAGAGGACUCUACCCCCGUAGGGUAGAGCCGGGAGUGACGCUGCCGUCAUUGGGAUAUAGUCUGCUGCUCACGUUGCAAUUUGAAGGAUAACGCACUAAAUCCCAGCUAGGAUGUGCAGGCGUCUCCCAACACAUCCCGAGUCUCCGUGUCUCUGUCUCUCGGAGCGGUCCCAGAGCCAGGGCCCUGUGUUCGGCCGAGCUCUCCUCCCUCUCUCCCUCCGGGUCCAAAUCAAAGCUCGGCCGAGUUCCUGCCCAGCUUUCAGCAGAGGAGUCAGACAGAGAGAAAGAGAGAGAGGGCCGGGCAGGAAAUGCCUUCUAAGAGCCAGGAGUUGGAGUGAUUCAUGUGUGCAGGAAUGUUGAGAGAGGAGGACCUAGGGUUGGAGGAGUCCAAGGGGCCAGGCUUGAGAAUUGAUUUACUGUCAAAGCGAAUUACAAAGUGAGUGGGGAUAUGGUUAAGGGAGUCCUUUUUAAAGGGAAUCGUUUCCUUCAUAUUCCCCAGUGACAUGCUUACCUCAACAUGCAGGUUUGAUGUUACUUCAAUAAAAAAAAAAGAGAAAAACCCUGGACGGGACCUUGCUUCUUCUUCUUCUUCUUCUUCUUCUUUUUUUUUUCUCUCGGUGAAACUACUUUCCCCUGAAAGUGCCCACUGCGACAUGUAUAGUCUGUCUUAAAGUGAUCAAUCAAAUGUAUUACAUAGCCGUAAACCUUCCUGUUUCAUUUGUACCGUCAACUAAAUGUAAAAAAAAAAAAAAAAAAAAAAAAAAGAAUAAUUAUGCUAGUGUAAGGUUCUGUGUUUGGAUUCAUGUGAAAUCAGAGUUGUCUGUCUUAUAUUGUACAUUCAGAUCGUCCCGUUUUAAUGUUUUUAGUGUCAGUAAACACAAUCAGAACAAUGUGAGUCUUGUUCUCUUGCUCCUUUGAUUUGGUUGUAAUGAGAACCCCUUUGCUGCCAGUGGGGGGUGUGGAUGCAGAGGGAGCUGGGGAGGUGGUGGUGGGGAGGUUGGGGGGGUCCUGUGGUCUGUUCAUAGCAGUUUGCAUUUCUUCUCUUUGUUGCCUUGCGUGAUAAAACUUUCUUUUUUUUUAAAUAAAGUUCAUUUACCUCUGAA